Messenger RNA from Astyanax mexicanus (Mexican tetra), 4672 nucleotides. It is a transcript of the gene sfmbt1, whose product is annotated as Scm like with four mbt domains 1. The coding region runs from base 405 to 3005 and encodes 866 amino acids. Lineage: Eukaryota; Metazoa; Chordata; Actinopteri; Characiformes; Acestrorhamphidae. Gene Ontology annotation, cellular component: nucleus. The transcript is spliced from 21 exons. The record is from RefSeq and is a predicted model, not a curated record. Gene Ontology annotation, molecular function: histone binding; transcription corepressor activity. Gene Ontology annotation, biological process: regulation of DNA-templated transcription.
UGUUGCGCCCCUCUAUUGGUCACUGUUUGUAGCUUAUUAAAGCGGAAACGGGCCGGCUCGUGCAGUAAACCCGAGCUUUCCUGUAGAGCGCGUGUUCGUAGGGAGUUAUCAGCGCGAGAGCCGCGUUAUUAUCUCGCUUUAUUCGCUUAAAAAAAAAAGAGCCCGAGCACAACAACGUGGAUGGGGAGGUGAGGUGAGGCGGCGGCGGCGCAUGCGCGGUGGGACUUUGUGCCAUAUUGGAAUGAGGUCGUGAACGACUGAAGGCGGAAAAAAAAGACACGGCAUCUGAAACCGACUUGGAAAAAAACUCCUCAGCGGCGAGAAACGCUUCCAGACUUUAUAUUUGCACGUCGGAGAGCCCGAAGCACCGAACCGGACUGUCGGCCGUGAGAUCCAGUUCCAGAAUGAGUGUAGAAGCACUGGAGUCCGAUGCGGACUCUGGUCAGGACAUGUCUGAGUUUAACUGGGAUGAUUAUCUGGAGGAGACGGGCGCGCUGUCCGUACCCCACCAUGCCUUCAAACACAUGGAUCAGGGGCUGCAGACCGGUCUGGCUCCCGGUAUGAAGCUGGAGGUGCUGGUGCGGAGCGAGGGAGACGAGGCCUACUGGGUCUCCACCAUCAUCACCACAUGUGGGCAGCUGCUGCUGCUUCGCUAUGAGGGAUACCAGGAUGACCGGCGGGCGGAUUUCUGGUGCGACAUCACGACAGCUGACCUGCACCCUAUUGGAUGGAGUAAACAACAGGGUCGACCAAUGAAACCACCGGAAGGUGUUCGGGAGAAGCAUCAGGACUGGGAGGCCCUGCUGGAGAAAGCUCUGUCCCUGUCCGAGUCCUGCAGCGCACCCGCCAGUCUGCUGGAGGGGGCCCAGCGUGGCUGUAACCCUGUAGACCUGCUCAGUACAGGCCUCAGUGUGGAGCUGGUGGAUAACCAGGAUGCAGCAGCGGCUUGGUGUGCAGUGAUCGAGGAUAACGUUGGGGGGCGGCUUCGUCUUCGCUACAGCGGCACUGAGGGGCUUCCUGAUGCCCAAUCCAUCACCUGGGUCUUUUACUUGAACCCCCUGCUCCACUUACCUGGCUGGGCCAAAGAACAUGGCCUCACUUUCAGACCUCCAUCAGCUCUGCUCCCGUUGCGUACUGAGGAAGAAUGGGAGGGAGUGAGACAGACCAUUUCCACCCAGACACAGGACUCCAGCAUCAGUGAAGAAUUCUAUAAGGAUCGACCCGCCAUCACUACACACUGCUUCACCGAGGGAAUGAAGCUGGAGGCAGCAGAUCCUGCUGCACCUUUCACCAUCAGUCCUGCUACUGUUGCUAAGGUGUUUGGUGAUCAGUGGUUCCUGGUGCAGAUGGAUGAUCUGAGGGAGGAAGAGAAGAGAGAGGGUCGUCGAGCGUUUCUGUGCCACAAAGAUAGUCCGGGAAUCUUCCCCACCCAGUGGAGCCUGAAGAAUGGAGUCAAACUCAGCCCUCCACCAGGGUAUCAAGGACAGGACUUUGACUGGGCUGACUAUUUGAAACAGUGUGAGGCAGAAGCAGCUCCGCAGCACUGUUUCCCCCCUGACCCCUCUGAUCAGUGCUUUAAGGAGUCCAUGAUGCUGGAGGCUGUGAACCCUCUUUGUCCAGAAAACAUUCACGUAGCAACAGUUACCAAGGUCAAAGGCCAGCAUAUCUGGAUUCGAUUGGAAGGAGUGAAGCAACCUGUCCCAGAGAUCAUAGUUCAUAUGGACUCUAUGGACAUCUUCCCAGUUAGCUGGUGUGAGACUAACGGUUACCCUCUCCAGUACCCCUGCAAGCCCAAAGUUGAAAAGCAGAAGAAAAUUGCUGUAGUUCAACCAGAAAGACAAGCCCUGUCUAAAGACUCCUCCCCCGAUGCCCUCAAACAGCCCCUCGGCAGCCAAACAGAGAUGAGUCAGGCCAAUGGAAAAUACUGUUGCCCCAAGAUUUAUUUCAACCACAGAUGCUUCUCUGGGCCGUACCUCAACAAGGGACGCAUUGCAGAGCUCCCGCAGUGUGUGGGUCCAGGGAACUGUGUUCUAGUUCUGAAAGAGGUCCUGACCUUGCUGAUAAACUCCGCCUACAAGCCCAGCCGUGUGCUGCGUGAGCUGCAGCUGGACCAGGAGGGCCGGUGGCAGGGCCACGGAGAGACGCUCAAAGCCAAGUAUAAAGGAAAGAGCUACAGGGCGACAGUAGAGAUUGUUCGGACUGCGGACCGCGUGGCCGAGUUCUGCAGGAAGACCUGCAUUAAGUUGGAGUGCUGCCCCAACCUGUUCGGACCACGCAUGGUCCUGGAGCGCUGCUCAGAGAACUGCUCAGUCCUCACCAAAACCAAAUACACUUAUUACUAUGGGAAGAAGAAGAGUCGCCGUGUGGGUCGUCCCCCGGGAGGCCACUCUAACCUGGAGGGGGGUGUGAAGAAGAGAGGCAGGAGGAGGAAGAGGAGGAAGCAGCUCUUUGUCCACAAAAAGAGACGCUCCUCUGCCUCAAUGGACAACACACCUGCAGGGUCUCCUCAGGGAAGUGGUGAUGAGGAAGACCUGGAUGAAGAUGACUCCCUGAGCGAGGACACCGGCUCUGAGCUGCAGGACGAGUUGAUGGACGACUCCGAAUACUCAGAAAAGAAGUCACAGCCUCCGACCCCCUCCCCUUCUCCCCCCGAGACUCCUCGACCCUCCCGCCGCCGCCGCAAAGCUCGCUCUCCAUCGUACUCAGACGACGAGAACAGACCCCCCUCGCCCAAGAGUCCGUAUAGCGAGGCUCCUCAGAAGCUGUGUUUAGACAGCAGUCCGUUAGAAUGGAGCGUCACGGAUGUGGUGCGUUUCAUCAGGACCACUGACUGUGCUCCACUGGCUCGCAUCUUCAUGGACCAGGAGAUCGAUGGUCAGGCCCUGCUGCUGCUGAAUCUGCCCACAGUGCAGGAGUGUAUGGACCUAAAACUGGGUCCCGCCAUUAAACUGUGCCACCAUAUCGAAAGGGUCAAACUGGCAUUUUACCAGCAGUUUGCCAGCUGAGGGUGAUCUUACUCCUGAAGGAAGGAGAGGAGAGUGGGGGGAGGGGGGCAUCAGAGCUUUCCUUUUGCUAUUCCUUUCAGCUUGGUUAGUGUGUGUGUGUGAUGGCAAUAUGCUACUGAUGGGGAAUUGUGUGUAUGUGUGUGUGUGUGUGUGUGUGAGAGAGAGAGUUUGUGUGUGUGUGUGUUUAAUGCUCUCAGAUCAGACUGAAACUUGUUGUACAGUGUAGAUCAAAUUCAUGGAGGUUCUUCGUUGGAAGAUCUUCUGGUUUAAUGUUGGGUUUUAAACUCAGCCAUAGAAAGUCAUAGUCUCAUCUGUUUUUCAUAAAACUCAGCCAAGCUUCUCAUUUCUUGAAACCUUUAAUAAUCGUACACUUUUUAAAAUGAAGGUGCUACAAAAGGUUAUUUGAGUGAUACCAUUUAGAUAACCAUUUUUGUUUCCAUUAAAAAAAAAAUAAUUUAAAUUGGCAUAUUUUUGGCAUUGGCAUAUAUUUUUGAUAGUCUGGAAAUUAAAUGUAUUUUGCAUUGAUGCAAAUGAUACAAAUCCAUUUCAAACCGAAUCCAAAUGUAGUUUGGAUCCAGUUUGCCAAAAAUCCUUUUUUUAUGUGGUUUCUGUCUGUUCAGACUAUGAAAAAUCAAUCUCAAUACAAUCUACAUGUUUGAGCUGGUGGUCUGAACCUGGAAAUUAACAGGUAAGUAAAACCAGGUGUGCUUGAGUUGAAUCCGGACCCCCAGGACUAGAUUUUCCCCACCCCUGUUCUGUGGUAUCGCUCAAAAAAAUCUUUUAUAGCACCUUUAAUUGUUUUUAAAGAGUGUAGAGCGGACGACAAUGCAAGAAUCUUAAGCACAAAGACCAAUUGCCCAUGUACUGUAAGUGGUAUGCAAAAGUGUACAUAGUGGAGUUUGUGUGUACAUACUGUAAAUAGCAGAUAUUCCUUUUAGAGGGACGAAACUGUCCCUGUUUCUGUUUGGUUUUCUACAGAGUUUGAGGAUUACACUGUAAGUAAACGAGAACAUUAUUUUUCAGGCAUCUUCUGCCUGGUGUUUGGUAUUGCUGUGGGAUUUUGUAUAGAUGCUAAUUACACUGUCCCUGCUGUUUGACGCUCAAACGAUCAAACAGAGACGUGUUGCUGAAAAAAAUAAAAAUAAAUCUAAUGUAAUAUAAUGGAUAAUAACAUAACAGAAUUGAAUUGUGAUUGUUGUUGUGGUUAGGAUUCAAGCACAUGAAGGUUCCAGGUUAUUGUAGUCCAUUCUGAUGGUCCAGAUUCCAGGAACUGCUCAAAUUUAUAUACAGUACAGUAAAAUAUGUUUGUCUAAGAUUCAUCAUAAGUGGACCCCUUAAAUAAACUGAAUUUUGAUUGCUUUCAAGAGAAAAAAAAUCCAUACUUUAAUUGCGCAUCCAUUUCCAUCAUUCUUUCAGAAAUAAGCAUUUGUGCUGAAAUGUGAAAGGUGUUUUUGUUGGCAUAUUCUAUGUCUUCUGGCCAUGUUAUAUUUUUGUUUCUUUCCUUUUUCCUCCCAUAUUUUGAGAGUUUGGUCAAAGAAUGUUGGAAUUAUUGUUAAUUUGACCUUUAAAUGUAUAUGUUUGUGAUGUGGUAUUUAAAUGAAAUAAACUAAACCAGAUCUAAUGCCUUGUCUCUUUCAGGAGUGUAAAUAAAAUCACAGUUAAAUCCA